AUGGCUCCUAGUAAAGGAUGGAUGGAUCUUGUUGGUGAUCAUCUUAAUGAUGUAUAUUUACAUGGGGUUGAGGAAUUUUUAGACUAUGCUUUUAAGAAGACUGGGAGGCGUGGGGAAAUACGUUGUCCAUGUGUCAAGUGUAGUAACACGUAUUCUGCCACACGAGAAGUGGUAGGGACACAUCUCAAGGUGUAUGGAAUAAUACGUAAUUAUACAUUUUGGUAUCACCAUGGAGAAAGGGUAGGUGAAUCUGAAUCUAAUUUAGAAAGUGUUGAACAAAGUGAAGAUGAGCCUAGCAAUGAGAUGCAUGACAUUUUAAGGGAUUUAUAUCCAGAGUUUUGUGGUCAAGAUACAAAUGAUAUGGAUACGGAUAUCUUCGCUUGUGAUAUUCAUAAAGAGGAACCGAAUGAGGAAGCGAAUAAAUUCUAUAGGUUACUAAGAGAUUUUGAGCAACCAUUAUACCAAGGUUCUAAGAGCUCAAAGUUAUCUUGCUUAGUCAAAUUGCUCCAUAUCAAGAGCCUUGGUCGAUGGAGUAAUGAGUCAUUUACUAUGUUGUUGCAAUUAUUGAAAGAUGAAUUAUUACCUCAAGGAUCUAAUUUGCCACAAUCAUAUUAUGAUGCAAAGAAAGUAAUUCAAGAUCUUGGUCUCUCAUACAAAAAAAUUGAUGCAUGUGUAAAUAAUUGCAUGUUAUAUUGGAAAGAGGAUGAGAGGCUAGAUUUUUGUAAGAUUUGCGGCUAUUCUAGAUGGAAGACUGAUAAAUAUAAUGGGGAAGACAAGGUUAAAACCAAUGGGAAGAGAAUACCAAAAAAAAUUCUGCGUUACUUUCCACUAAAGCCAAGACUUCAAAGAUUGUUUAUGUCCACAAAGACAGCGUCUUUGAUGAGAUGGCAUAAAGAUAAGAGGGUAGAUGAUGGAGUGAUGAGACACCCUGCUGAUUCAAUGGCAUGGAUUUCCUUUGACAAACUACAUCCAAAUUUUGCCUCAGACUCUCGCAAUGUGAGACUAGGCCUUGCUAGUGAUGGAUUUCAACCUUUUGCCAAUUCAAAAAUGCCAUAUAGUGUUUGGCCAGUUUUACUCAUUCCAUACAAUUUGCCACCUUGGAUGUGCAUGAAACAAUCAAAUUUUAUUUUAUCAAUGCUUAUUCCAGGUCCUGAGGGUCCCGGAGAUGCAAUUGAUAUCUAUCUUCAACCUUUAGUAGAAGAACUAAGAGAGUUAUGGGAAACUGGCAUUGAUACAUUUGAUGCAUAUGCACAACAGAAUUUCAAGUUACAUGCAGUUUUACUAUGGACUAUCAAUGAUUUCCCUGCAUAUGCGAACUUAUCAGGUUGGAGUACUAAGGGAAAGUUGGCUUGUCCUUGUUGUAAUAAGGACACCUGUUGGAUGAGGUUGGCUAAUGGAGGCAAGCAAUGUUAUAUGGGUCAUCGACGAUAUCUUCCUCUUAAUCACAAAUGGAGAAAUGAUAAUGAAUCUUUUGAUGGCACAAGGGAGCGAGGGUUACCACCCAAGCCACUUUCAGGAGAUGAUAUACUUGAUCAAGUGAAAAAUCUUGAAGGGGUCAUAUUAACUAAGGCUCCUCAUAUGAAGAAAGCAAUCUCACAUGAUGGUAGGGGGGACAAUUGGAAUAAAAAGAGUAUAUUCUUUGACCUUCCAUAUUGGAGGACCUUAUUGCUACGUCACAACUUAGAUGUCAUGCACAUUGAAAAGAAUAUAUGCGAUAAUAUACUAGGGACAAUCAUGAACAUAAAGGGAAAAACUAAAGAUGGCAUCAAAACUCGCCUUGACUUGCAAGCAUUAAAUAUAAGGCCAGAGUUACACCCAGUACAACAGGGGAAUAAAGUUGUGAUACCUCCAGCAUUGUACAGUUUAUCUACUUCUGAAAAAUACAGGCUUUGCCAAUUCUUGAAGCAGUUAAAAGUUCCAGAUGGAUUUUCAUCCAAUAUUUCUCUUUGUGUAAACAUGAAAGAGAGUAAAAUCUCAGGAUUAAAGAGUCAUGAUUGUCACGUUCUUCUAUUACAUAUACUUCCUCUUGCAAUACGUGGUUUACUUCCUAAAGUAGUAUAUGAACCACUUGUUGAGCUGUCAUUGUUCUUCACUCAUUUAGGAGCAAAGUCAUUAAAGGUAGAUGUAUUGGAGCAAUUAGAAAAGCAAAUUCCUAUAACUCUUUGCAAGCUAGAAAGGAUCUUUCCACCUUUAUUCUUUGACAUUAUGGUGCAUUUGCCUAUGCAUUUGGCUAAUGAAGCUAAAAUUGGUGGACCAGUACAAUAUCGUUGGAUGUACCCAAUAGAACGAGCAUUAUAUUCAUUUAAGUCAUGUAUUCGUAAUAGAGCUUGUGUAGAGGGUUCAAUUGCAGAGGCAUACAUUGCAAAUGAGUGCAUGACUCUUUGCUCAAGGUACUUGCAUGGCAUUGAGACAAAGUUCAAUCGAAUGGAGCGCAACUAUGAUGGUGGCAGUAAUAAAAAUAAAGGAGGCUUAUCAAUUUUCUCCAAAGUAGGACGAGGAUUAGGUGCUAGUAAAACUCGUGAUCUUGAUACACAGGAGUGGGAGCAAGCUCAUAUUUAUGUAUUAAAGAAUUGUGAUGAAGUCCAGCCAUACAUCGAAGAGUAUUCACAAUUGCCAACAACCAAUUUAGUAGGUAUGUCAGAAGGUCAAUGGAAUAAAAAUUUUGUUAGAUGGUUUAAGACGAAAGUUGCGUGGUUGCAUAAAAAUGACUCAAGUCCAAUGAUGGGAGCCCUACUCUCAUUAUCACGCGGUCCUGCUCGAUAUGUGACAUCUUUUUAUGGUUACAUUGUCAAUGGGUAUAGGUUUCAUACUAAAUAUCAUGACCAAGGUUUAAGGACACAAAAUAGUGGAGUUGUUGUAAUUGGAGAUAUUGGUGAUGAAGUUAACAACAUAGAUUACUACGAUGUCUUAACUGAGAUUAUUCAAUUGCAAUAUCUUGGAGGAAGACGUGUGGUGUUAUUUCGUUGUAAUUGGUGGGAUGUUUAUGAUCGAGUGAGGGGGGUUAAGAUUGAUGAAUAUGGGGGGGUUAGUGUUAAUUGUAAACGAACUUUGAAAACAAAUGAACCUUUCAUUUUAGCUAACCAAGCAUCACAAGUCUUUUAUGUUCCAGACAAUAUUCACAAAGGCUGGCAUUGUGUGAUAAAGGCACAUCCUCGAGAUUCUUAUGACAUCCCAUUAGAAGAAGACAUUGACCCCGUUGACUUGAAUCAAUUAGGUGAAGCAUAUCAAGCUGAUGAAUCUGUCAAUCUUGAAUCUGGAGAAACAACUACAGCUGAUGCAAAUGACCAAAUUAGUUGGAAGAGGAUGGAUAUAGAGCCACAAAUAAUUGAUAUAUCUUCAACACAGAAGAAAAGAAAACAUGGAUCAUGA
Messenger RNA from Hevea brasiliensis (rubber tree), 3369 nucleotides. RefSeq lists its product as uncharacterized. Bases 1 to 3369 code for a protein of 1122 amino acids. NCBI's taxonomy places the organism in Eukaryota, Viridiplantae, Streptophyta, Magnoliopsida, Malpighiales, Euphorbiaceae. The transcript has 3 exons. The record is from RefSeq and is a predicted model, not a curated record.